AUGACUCUAUCGACAAAAUCAAGUAAUGAUAAUCUUUCAUCUGAAAUUCCUCCUAAAAGAUUCAAAAAUACAAAAACUGAAGAGGUUGAGCUCGAUUCUUUAGAGCGUGAUCUAGGAUUGCGUCGACAAAUUUGGCAAUAUCAUCCUAAUCAACGAGAAGAGAUUCGUCUAGUUUAUUUGAAUAUGAAAGUAUAUCAACCUAUUCUUGAAGAAUAUUCAUUAAAUAAAAAUAUUAAGCAUCCUCGAAGAUUUCAGUCAACUUGGUAUGAACAAUUUCCUUGGUUGGAGCAUUCACCCACUAAAGAUAAAGCAUAUUGCGUCACAUGUUUUAUCUUCAACAAGCCUUCAGGAUGCUUAAAUCAAACUACAUUUACUGUUGAUGCAUUUGAUAAGUGGAAGAAAGUUCGAAAUGGAAAAGCUUGUGCUUCCCUAAACCAUAUGGGAAAAGAUAAUGUAUCUUCACCCCAUCGUAAUACUGAAAAGACAUGUGAGGAUUUGAUGAAACAAACACAACAUCUAACAAGGAGAUUCAACAAUUUUAAUGAUGAACAAGUUGCAACUAAUCGUCUUCGAUUAAAGGCUCACAUACAUGUGCUGUUAUUGCUUGCACUUCAAGGAAUUCUGUUUAGAGGUCAUGAUGAGAAAUCUAGUUCAUCUAAUCGUGACAAUUUUCUUGAAUUUUUGGAUGUGCUAACUAUGUACAAUGAUGAACUUUCAAAGGAAAUUGUGAAAGUUCCAAAAAAUGCCAAGUAUACAAGUCACGAUAUUAAAAAACAAAUACUUCAUGUGCUUUCAAUGAGAGUGAAAAAGGCUAUUCAUGAAGAAAUUGGAGUUGUCAAGUAUUGCAUAAUUGUUGAUGAAGCCUGA
Messenger RNA from Zingiber officinale, 867 nucleotides. RefSeq names its product zinc finger MYM-type protein 1-like. NCBI's taxonomy places the organism in Eukaryota, Viridiplantae, Streptophyta, Magnoliopsida, Zingiberales, Zingiberaceae. Bases 1 to 867 code for a protein of 288 amino acids. The transcript has a single exon. The record is from RefSeq and is a predicted model, not a curated record.